AUGCAAGAUGCCCAUUCUUGUCCUACCCUUAUGACUGUUGGAGCCAAACUCUUUACUUCUGACAGUGGGCUAUUUGUAGACCCUAGCCUUUGUAGAAAUACCAUAGGAGCACUUCAAUAUUUGACUUUAACAAGGCCAGAUAUCAGCUUUACCAUCAAUAAAUUGAGCCAAUUUCUUCAAGCCCCAACUGAGCUUCAAUGGAAAGCAUGUAAACAAGUAUUAAGGUACCUCAAAUGCACUCAAUUUAAUGGUCUUCAAUUCAAACCAACAGCCUCUUUAUGUGUUGAAAGUUGUGCUGAUGUUGAUUGGGGCAGCAACUUAGAUGAUAGGAGGUCCACAAGUAGUUAUUGUGUCUAUUUAGGCCUCAACUUGAUUCAAUGUAGUUCUAGGAAACAAAAAGUGGUUGCUCUUUCAUCUAUAGAAGCUGAAUAUAGAGCUUUAGCUCAAACAACUACUAAAUUGGCUUGGCUGGAAAAAUUGUGUACAGAUGUUAUAGAUGCAGGUUUUCAACUGAGAGAUGCAGUUUCAGAAGGUGUGAAGAAUUGUUUUUUCAGAAGUGCAUUGAGCAGGAUUAUGUUUUCAAUUGAGAAUUGUGUAAACAUGCAGUUUCAGAAGAAAAAAAAAAAAAGACGUAAAAUUAAUUGGUUUAACUUUAUCAGGUUAGAAGGAAAGGUGGUAAUUAUCACUGGCGGUGCCCACGGACUAGGAGCAACGACGGUGCGCCUCUUCCACCAACAUGGAGCCAAAGUUGUCAUUGCCGACAUCCAAGAUCACCUUGGCCAGGCCAUUACUAAAGAGCUUGGAGAAAAUGUUUGCUACAUCCAUUGUGAUGUAACAAAUGAAGACGACAUCUCCAACCUUGUGGACACCACCAUUGCGAAAUAUGGAAAGCUCGACAUCAUGUUCAGCAAUGCAGGCGUCGUGGACCGUCCAUCCGGCAGCAUCCUGGACACUCCGAAUUCUGAUCUUGAACGAGUUAUUAAUGUCAACACCAUUGGAGCGUUUCUUGCAGCGAAACACGCAGCAAGAGUUAUGGCGCCGCAACGCAAAGGCUGCAUAAUUUUCACUGCAAGUCUUUCGACUCCGGCUUGUACAUCGAUUGCAGGUCUUUCGACUCCGGCUUGUACAUCGAUUGCAGGUCUUUCGACUCCGGCUUAUGCAGUAUCGAAAUAUGGGAUAUUGGGGCUGGCUAAGAGCUUGGCAGCUGAACUGGGAGGGUGUGGGAUAAGGGUAAAUUGUGUUUCACCUUAUGCGGUUAUGAAUAGCAUUCAAGGUCUCAGUGAAGUAGAAGUAGCAAAAGGUGAAGCGAUAAUGAGUGCAAUAGGGAAUCUCAAGGGGAAAGUUCUCCGAGCUGAGGGUGUGGCACAGGCUGCGCUGUAUAUGGCUAGUGAUGAAGCAAAUUAUGUAAGUGGGUUGAAUCUUGUUGUGGAUGGUGGUUUCAGCAUUGUGAAUCCCACCCUGAUAAUGGCUCGUGACCGUCUGUAA
Pistacia vera is the source of this 1485-nucleotide messenger RNA. Its product is annotated as tropinone reductase-like 1. Gene Ontology annotation, molecular function: oxidoreductase activity. Lineage: Eukaryota; Viridiplantae; Streptophyta; Magnoliopsida; Sapindales; Anacardiaceae. Bases 1 to 1485 code for a protein of 494 amino acids. The record is from RefSeq and is a predicted model, not a curated record. The transcript is spliced from 3 exons.